Molecule: messenger RNA, 381 nt
Organism: Phytophthora infestans T30-4
Lineage: Eukaryota; Oomycota; Peronosporomycetes; Peronosporales; Peronosporaceae
Exons: 1
Coding region: 113-241 (42 amino acids)
Source: RefSeq, a predicted model, not a curated record
UCGAAACGUGUGUAUGGACCUCCGAUGAAUGGUGGUCGGUAGUGUCGCUAUCCUUUUGUCUAUCGGGUCGGUGUGGCUAGCGUCUCUAGUGACGGCGAAGGAGACGCAAAAGAUGCAGAAAAACAAGGACGCAGAGCGAGAAGCAAGACAGCGCGAGACUAAGGCGUCCCAACUCUCCAGUAGCGACCUCGGCUCGAGCUUUAACCAGCCCAAGGACAACUACAAGCAGAACUUUGUGUAAGCAGGAAAUAUCUCGGUGUUGUUUUGUGGAUGAAAAUAUUCUACUAACGUUACAGUAGUAUUGUGGCAUUCUACCCUCUAUUAAUUCAUUACAUCUGCUUGUAAAUUACGUGAUGUAAUACAUGUAGAAGCUGGCGUGGA